Amborella trichopoda is the source of this 732-nucleotide messenger RNA. NCBI's taxonomy places the organism in Eukaryota, Viridiplantae, Streptophyta, Magnoliopsida, Amborellales, Amborellaceae. The record is from RefSeq and is a predicted model, not a curated record.
CUCUUUCACAAUGCAAAGAGGGUUACUGUAAACAACCUCAUAUCCAUGAACAGCCAGCUUGGGCACAUAGCCUUUAAUGGGUGUGAGGACAUAACUGUAAAUGGUGUAACGGUUCGAGCAUCGGGCGACAGUCCGAACACCGAUGGGAUCCAUGUACAACAGUCAGUUAAUAUCGUGAUCAUCAACACUAGCAUAAGGACGGGAGAUGACUGUAUUUCAAUCGGGCCGGGGACCCAGAAUUUGUGGAUUGAGCAUAUGGCUUGUGGUCCCGGACAUGGUAUCAGCAUUGGAAGCCUUGGAAAGGAUUUGGAAGAGCCUGGGGUGGAGAAUGUGACAGUUAAGGAUGUGGUAUUAAGUGGCACACAAAAUGGAGUAAGGAUAAAGACUUGGGCUAGGGAGAGCAAUGGAUAUGUGAGGGGAGUUUUAUUUGAGGAGGCAUUGAUGAUCAAUGUGAACAAUCCCAUCAUCAUAGACCAGGAUUACUGCCCUCAUAACUUGAAUUGCCCUAAUCAGGGUUCUGGUGUAAAGAUAAGUGGGGUGAAAUAUAGAAACAUUAGAGGAACAUCAGCUUCAAAAGUAGCCGUGACAUUUAAUUGUAGCCCUAAUGCUCCAUGCCAAGACAUAAGGAUGGAGAAUGUUGAGCUUACUUACCUGAACCAGUUGGCCCAAGCCUCAUGCUCCCAUGCAGAGGGGAGCUCGAGUGGUGUGGUUUACCCACAAAGUUGCUUAUAA